Molecule: messenger RNA, 4236 nt
Organism: Lachancea thermotolerans CBS 6340
Lineage: Eukaryota; Fungi; Ascomycota; Saccharomycetes; Saccharomycetales; Saccharomycetaceae
Gene: SKI3
Product: SKI complex subunit tetratricopeptide repeat protein SKI3
Exons: 1
Coding region: 1-4236 (1411 amino acids)
Cellular component (GO): Ski complex
Molecular function (GO): protein binding
Source: RefSeq, a predicted model, not a curated record
AUGGCAGAACUAAAGCAGCUGUUAAAGGAUGCCAAGAAUGCACUAGCUAGCGAGGACUAUGAACAGUCUAUUGAGAAGUCGAAAGAGGUUCUAAAUCUUGAUAAAAACAAUUAUUUUGCUCAUGUCUUUCUUGGAAAGGCAUUUUCGUGCACCGGCGACUUGGCGCAGUCUAAGAAGCACUACAAGGCCGCCAUUGAUAUGGACCCCGGAAAUAUGUUGGCAUGGAAGGGGAUUUUCAUGCUCUUUAGAACAGCCAACAUUGCUCCCACGAUUGUGUCGUUUGAUGAGUUUUUUGACUUAUGUGGAGAAUACGCCGAACACCUUGUCCAGCAGCAGCUGCCCAUGGUGGAUCUGGUUAACGACAUCAGGAACUUCAAAAACUUUUACAGAGACUGUCAGGAAUCAUAUUUAAGACACAUGCGCCCAGGGACACCAAUGGCGGAGCGCUUGUCGCGGCACCUGAUAACCCCACAGGAUGCCCUUCAAGGUCUACUCAACAUAGUCUCGGCCGAAGAGCAGCAACAAGUGUCCAAACUCGUCAGUCGGGAAAGGCUCAAAAUAAGUGCUAACCAGCCUGAUUACAACUUAAAAGUAAAUUCCAUCGCGUGGCAAGUUUAUCAAGACUCAGAGAUCGACGAGCUCUAUCAACAGCUCAUUAACAUAACAGAUGACGACGAGAAAAGGCGGGGUCUUGAGUCUAAAUGGCUAGAGUACAGAAUAAGGGUGCUUAAGUCGAUGCCUGCGGAUAUAAAGCAUCAUUUCUUUACAAAAGUCAGGAAUAUGGUCGAAGAUAUGGUGGUGGUUGACCAUGACUUCCUGCUUGCGUGGCAGCUUUACUUUGAAUGGCAGGACUAUUCGGACCUAGACUGUAUGGACGUGAACGUCAUUUCAAAGUUUCUCAAGAAGUUUCCUAAGGAGCCUUUGGCGGCAGUACUUUAUGCCUGGGUUUGUUCAGAACAAUCAAGUUACAACUCUAAGGAGUUUUAUGAAAAGACUUUCCAAGGUGAGGAUACCGACAAUUCGGGUACUUCCUCAGUUGAUAGCAUAAACGACGUGGUCGAAGAUGGCAUGGACGAAUCUGAAAAGCGUAGGCUCCAGCAGUUAGUGGAUCCAUCGAUGGAGGAAGCAACAUUCGGUCUGUCGGAAGACGAAGUCCUUCUCUCGCUUACUGAAAAUAUCAAAAAGACCCAACAAAGUAUAGUCGCGCACCGCAUCGUCUCUCAUUAUUACGUAUCAACGAGGGAAUAUGAAUCAGCUUUACACUACACUAAGGCAGGUAUUGUACUUUGCGCACAAAGUGUCAAAAACAUGGGUGCACACCUAAGCAACUCUAAAAGAGAAUUGACUUUAGAUCUGGCGACUACAUAUACCUACUUUGAAGCGCCGAAAAACCACCCAACUGCCCUAGCCUUGUUUGAAAAGCUUCUCACAGAAAAUUCGGACAAUGUGCACGCAAAAAUGGGAAAAGGUCUGAUAGCAAUCGAACGCAGGAACUGGCAAGAAGCGUAUGAGCUUCUCAAAGAGGUAACUGAAAGAUAUCCGGACAAUUACGAAGUUCUCUCAGAAUUUGCAUGGAGUGAGCUUCAUUUGGAUGCCCCAGAUGCAGCCAUUGAAAGGUUCAAAUAUAUCCUGAACAACGUCGAAGGUUCUGACUUGAAGGUACUCGAGUUCAGAUCAUUGAACCACUGGAGAAUGGCGAAAGGUUAUGUCUACAAACAGCACGGGGAAAUUAAUGCCGGAGAGAGCUCUGAAAAAGAAUAUAUCAAGCUUGCAUUUAAACAGCUAGUUCAAGCCGUCAAAACGUCUGAGAAUUUUGCGCCUGGUUAUUCGACAUUGGGUGAUAUAUAUUCCGAAUACUAUCAAGAUCCGACCAGAGCCUUCAAGUGUUACUUCAAAUCUUUCGAGAUGGAUCCUAGUGAUUUGACUGCCGCUAGGUACAUGUGCGAAAAGUACUGUGGUUCCUGUGAUUGGCAAUCUGCGUCACUGAUAGCGGAACGUGUUGUAAAAGCAGAGAAGUCUAAAAGCAUUCUACAAAACGUCAAUUGGCCUUAUCGCGUUUUAGGUAUUGCACACCUCGAAAAACAAGCCGAAUCAGAGUCUAUUGAAUGGUUCCAAUCUGCGCUACGUGUUGAGCCUGCUGAUUUGGAGUCUUGGCUUGGUCUCGGUCAGGCAUAUUAUAGCUGUGGGAGGGUGGAGGCAUCAGUCAAGGUCUUUGAGAAGGCCCUUGAAGUUAGCCCCGGCAAUGCGUACGCCCACUACUUCAAAGCCCUUUCAUUGUCAAAGAUGGGGCUCUAUGAUGAGAGCAUUGAAAUUUUCCGAGAGCUCACAGCUGAGCACCCCGACGAGGAAAGCUACCAGGUUUCCAUGGUUGAAGUCCUGGUUGAGCACUGUAAUGUGCUUUGUUCUCAAGGCUUUUUGACAAGAUCGGUUGCUGCUGCUGCCGAUGCUAUUCGCAAGAUAGAGUCUAUUGUUUUGCAUAUUGACUACAAAAUUCAUGGCAUGUGGCUAUCGCUCUCCAACGCGCUCAGGGUGAUUUGUUUGGUACAAUCACAGGUUCAUUUGUUACCUUUGGAAAGCUUGGUAAAUAUUUUUGAGGUGGCAGAACUUCGCAAUACUGAUGAAAUCGAUAAAAUAGAUCAUGUCACGCUUUCGGGGCUGUUGUCCGACCUCGAACAAGACAACGUUGCAAUUGCUGCGCAAUUCCUUGUCUUGUCCGGCAAACAUGCCAUCGCAUGCUCCGACUACGCUUCGUUGCCCCGGACCGUAAGAGCCUCCUUGUGGUACAACCUAGGAAUAGUUGAACUAAUGGCGUUUGUGAUACUGAAGUCAAACUCCCAUCGGGAUGCCGCGAUUGAAAGUUUCAAGAAGUCAAUUGAGUAUCAAUCCAACACGGCAGAGGCUUGGAUUGGUUUUGGAAUAGCUUCUAUUGACCUAAACGUCAGAGUUGCGCAGCACUGUUUUAUCAAAGCCACAGCGCUGAAUCCGAGGGAAACGAGUGUAUGGUACGAUAUGGCUAUUCUAGCCUUAAGAUACAACGAUGUUGCUUUCGCACGUGCCGUUUUGAUGAAGUCUCAAAGCAUUGCGCCACAAGACUCUACUCCGUGGUUUGGCCUUGCUCUUGCGUCCGAGAAAGAAGGCUUGACACAAGACAGUGCGCGACUAUUUGCACAUUCAUUUGUUCUGUCAAACGGGAAGUCAAAAGGUGCCCAAUUAUUGUACGCUAAGAGCGUGUUGAAAACAAGAAUUGGAAGCGGUGAUGAUGAGAGGGAUAUAGGACCUGGUCAGGAGCUGAGCGCUGUAGCUUAUGGCUUAGAUGAUUAUUUGAAAAAGAACCCAGAUGACAAAUUUGCCCUACAAUGCGCUAUACUCACUCUUGAGAGACUACGCAAUUAUGCAGCGGCGCGUAAACUUUCUGACCGCCUUCUGGACAUACUUGAGAAACGGUUCGAAAAGGCACAAGAUGAUUCCGAGUUGUUUCAUUUUGCCAUUGUGAAGUCGCAACUUGCUCGUGUCUAUCUUGGUCUAAAAGAUUACGAGACGGCAAUCGAAAGUGCAGACUUAUCGUUGGGUAUUCUUGCCGAGCACAACAACGAGGUAGCGGAGAAGUGUAUUACCUCAAACCAUGCCGUGAUGGGACUAGCUUCUUUUUUCCUGGAUGACUUCGAUCAGACUCUAGAACACUUCAAAGUCUUGCUUGACCGCCCAGGGGAAUCAAAGCAACUAGUGAUAUUGGUUGCUAAGAUUCUCUACAACGUUGAGUCAGAAGAGACUCGCGAAGUUGCCCUCAAGGAAUUGGUGGAUUAUAUUAACUCCAACGGUCCAGACCUGACUGUUACGCUCACAAUCGCAGUGAUUUCGCUCUUGGAGGGUAUUCCAGAUGACAUGCGCGCUAUCUUGUCGGAACUGAAGAGCCUGCCCUUGAGUGAUAUGAUAUCUGACAGACACCGCGACAUUCCAUUUUUGAUCCAGCAGCUCAAUACAAAGCUUUCCCAAGACUGCGAAAGUCAGCAGCAAUGGCAAAGAACUGCGUUUUUCUUUCCAAAUGACAGUGGAUCCUGGGGCUCACUGGACAAGAAGAUAAGAGCACGUAUCGCAGCUGGCGGACAGAAUAAGGUCCCUGCCAGGAAGAUGAGCGAGUUCUAUAGCAGUUUAGGGAACUUGUCCAAAAUUCAAAGGUCAAUCUUCCUCUGUCCUUGGAACAAGGAAGCACUCUCUAGCUUGAAAGGGUGCUUUUGA